AUGAACAUGGUCGUGGAGGGCUCUAUUGUGGAUGUGGGGGUUGUCGUACUUGUAGUGGUACUUGUUGUACCCGUAGUUGAUGUGGUUGCGGUACUUGCAGUAGUCGUCGUAGUUGUCGUAGUGGUAGAAAUAGGAACAGUUACAGUACUACUAACAACAGUAGUUGUAGUAAUAGUAAUUGUAGCUGUAGGCAACGCUGUUGUUGAACUUGUGGAAGUGACAGUAGUCGUGGGGGCAGUUGGAAACAACGUAAAGAGAGUCGUUGUACUUGACGCUGCACUUGUGGAAGUUGUUGGGAAAGUUGGAAAGAGAGUGAAAGAAGUUCUUGUACUAGGAUUAGAUGUGGUAGAAGUUGUUGUCGGAAGUGUGGGGAUAAGAGGGAACGGAGUAAUUGCAACAGAUGCAGUUGUGGUUGUUGUAGUGGACAUCGUGGUUGGCGGUGCUGGAAACAGUGAAGCAAUCGUUGUUGUACUCGCGGAUGUAGAAGUAGUUGUUGUCGGCGGAGUAGGAAGAAGAGUGAAAAGUGUGCUUGUGGAGGUUGUAGUUGAAGUUGUUGGAAUUGUGGGGAAUUGAGGGAAAGCAGUGGUAAUUAUAGGUGAUGUUGUACCCGUGGAUGAAGCAGCUGGUGCCGUCGGGAACAAAGUAAACAAUGCAGUCGUACUAGAGCUUGUUGUUGUGGUUGUCGGAAAGGUAGGAAAAAGAGUGAACACAAUAGUUGUACUGGGAGUUGUGGUAGUCGUAUUAAGGGUUGGAAUCAAGUUGAAAGGCAACGUACCCGUUGUUGUAGUCGCGGGAGUGGUUACGGUUGGCAUUGGCGGAAAGAGAGUCGGCAAUGUUGCAACCGCAAAGAGAUUUAGGAAGGAUGUGGUGGUUGUAGGCGAGGAAGUGGUCGUAAUGGGAGUAGUUGUGGUGGUACUGGCAGUCGUCGUAGUAGUAGUUGUUGUUGAUGUUGUUGUAGUAGUACCGGUUGUGGUAGGCAUUGUCGUCGUAGUAGCACUCACUCCAAUCGUAGUAACAGUUUGUGGAAACAAAGUAAUUGGCGGAAUUGUUGGGAAUAAUGUGAAUGGAACCGGCGUCGAAGUGAUUAUUAAAGGUGCAGUUGCGAUUGUUGUCGUUAAUGUGGAAGUGGUCGGUACGGUCGGGAAAAGGGUAAACAUGGUAGUUGUGCUAGGACUUGCGGUUGUCGAAGUCCAGUAGGAGGGUGUGAAAAGCGAGAAUGUAGUUGUUGUACUUGGAGUUGAUGUAGUGGGUGGAAUCGUUUGGAGCAAAUUAAAAGGCAGUCCACCUGUCGAGGCCGUCCCGGCAGUAGUCGUAGUUGAAGGGACGGUUACAGUCGGUAAUGGAGGAAAGAGAGUCGACAACGUUGCAAUCGAAAAGAGAUUGGGGAUUUGUGUUGUUGUCGUAGUGGAAGUAGUACUCGGCGCUGUUGGGAACAUAGUAAAGGGACUGGUUGUACUUGAAGUUGCUGUUGUUGUGCUUGUGGGAAUAGUGGGGAAAAGGGUGAGUGUGGUUGUACUCGGACUAAGAGUAGUCGUUAUUGGAAUUGUUGGAAAUAGAGGGGAAAGAGUAGUUGUACCCUGGGUUCCUGUACUUGUUGUUGUAAGGGUUGACGUUACUGGAAUUGUUGGAAAUGUAAGGGGAAGAAUAGUCAUAGGUGAGGUUGUCGUCGUAUAAGUGAAAGCGGUACUAGUUGGUGCCGGCGGAAACAGAGAAAAAAUAGUGGUUGAACUGGGAAUUCCCGUAGUUGUAGUCGAUCCCGUAAUUGCAGUUGGGAAUGAAGUGAACAUGCUUGUUGUAAUUGGACUUAUUGAAGUGGUUGUCGUUGGAAUGGUUGGAAAUAGAGUAAAGACAGUGGUACUCACAGUCGUUGUCGUCGGCGUUGUAGGAACCGUUGGGAACAGGGUAAAAACAGGACUUGUACUAGUACUAGAUGCAGUCGUCGUUAUGGUAGAAGGAAAAGGAGUAGUGGGAAGAAGAGUUGGGAAUAACGUAAACGGAACUCCUGUUGUAAUAUUAGAUGGAAAUACAGUAGUAGCAGAGCCAUUCAAUCCAAAUAAUGCAGGAAUACUAGGUAUUGUCGGUAAGGUAAAGCCAGGAACAGUAGUUGUUAUUACCGUGGUUGAUGUCACAGGUGUUGUUGUAGAUGUCACAUUCCCUGAUGUCAUCGUUACGGUAACUGCAUUAUUUUGA
Messenger RNA from Bursaphelenchus xylophilus (pine wood nematode), 2190 nucleotides. NCBI's taxonomy places the organism in Eukaryota, Metazoa, Nematoda, Chromadorea, Rhabditida, Aphelenchoididae. The record is from the annotation of a GenBank genome assembly.